CGUAGUAUUUAUUUGAGAGUUUGUUAUUAAUGUAGUUAAGAGAAAUUGAUUUUUAUUUGAACAAUUUAAUUCUCAAUCUUUCAUUUAGAACAGAAUUUUUUUUUCGAAUAAUUUAUUUUUCCUAUAAUUGAAUUUAUUUGACAGCAAAAAUUGGAGUUGAUUGGUAUUACAUUUUAUAAACAAUAAUUAUUUAAAUUAUGGCACGCAAAUUUAAAAGUAAAAAACAAAAGCGUGUGAAAGAUGUUUUUGAACAAAUUGCAAAACGUAAUGAAGAAUUAAAAGGCAAAAUUAAUAAACCUCCUAAAGAUCCAAAGUAUCAAGAUGUACCACGUAGUUUGAAAGAAUUUAUACAAUUAAAACAAUUAGCAAAAACAAAUGCAAAAGUUUUAUUAAAACAAAAGAGUUUACAUGAUAUUAACAUUGGAGGUAGUAGAUUACCAAAACGGUCACCUAAAUGUGCAUUUAACAUUGAAGAUCAAUCAUUAGAAAUUAUAAACUCUGUUAGCAAGAAUGAUGAAGAAAAUAGACCUGCUACUGUACUAUCUACAAAAGAAAAAUUAUUAGAAUUUAAGCGUAAACGACAACUAAAAACAAAACUAAAAAGGCAAAAAAAACAACAAAAAAAGAAACAAAAGCUAGAAGAAGAAUUUCAAGAUAAAGUUGAAUAUGACAAGGAAUAUUUAAAAGACUGUUUUAAAUUUGGAGAAACAGUACAUUGUCCACCGAGUCUAACAGUAAAACCAAGAAAAGCUGCUAUUAAUGAUUUUGAAAAUCGGCCUGGGCGUAAAGAUGAUUUGUUCUUGAAAUCUAUGCUGACAGAUCCAGGAAAUAUAAAUAAAAUGAAAAAAAUAAGUAAUGUAAUACUUAAAAAACCAAAUGAAAAAACUAUCAAACGUAAAGCAUUUACUGGUAAAAGAAAACAAUUAACACUGUCUGAUAGACGUGUAAUAGAAAAAGAAAGAGAUUUUGCUGUACAAACCUAUAGAGAAUUAAAAAAAAAUGUAACAAAUAAAAAUAUUUGAUUAUAAUUGACUAUUUUGAAUGUAAACUUAUCUCCUGUCUUAUAUUUAUUUUGAUACACUUACUAUUGUAAAUG
Molecule: messenger RNA, 1096 nt
Organism: Daktulosphaira vitifoliae (grape phylloxera)
Lineage: Eukaryota; Metazoa; Arthropoda; Insecta; Hemiptera; Phylloxeridae
Product: coiled-coil domain-containing protein 137
Exons: 3
Coding region: 198-1022 (274 amino acids)
Source: RefSeq, a predicted model, not a curated record